AUGCCGGAAAGAUGGUCUCAACGUUUUUGCUGUCACGAAUCUUCUCAAACAACCAUUAACACUGAGGCUCGGGAUGUGUUGAAGGAUCUUUUCCCUAAUAUACCAGACAACGAUCUGAACCAAAUCAUCAAGACUGCGUUUCAAAAAGGUCAACGCAAAGUGGGCACGGCAGUUGAGUUACCCCUCGCUCGCCGAGCACAACUAGCAGUCGUGGCCCAUAUUCGGCAUGUGUAUACUGAUUACGAUCGUCUUCUCAAAACCACAUCAUUCCACGAGGCUAGAAGUAUUGUUGAAGAACCUACCUUAGCCAAAUUGGUGGAGUGGAGAGGUGAUGAUGAAAACGGAAAAACAGUCCUUGAGGAUGUCUUCCGUGAAGUCAUUGUUAUUUCUGAUGAUGAAGAUAGUGAUACUGAAGGAGACAUGCCUCAGGCUGUGGAUCGGGACUACAGUGUGAAGAUCGUUUCGAGCCAUCCACGUGCAGAUGACCUUCAAAUGAAGCCAGUCAACUACUCAAACUCCACCCAUCGAGAACAUCAUCUGGAAACCUCGGAUGAAGAAGCCCCGCCGGGUUUUCAUUUUAUUCCAAUAGCUCCUAAAAAGCCCAAAAUUGACCGCCGCGGCUUCAGCAGAUACCAAGCCUGGGACCGCGCCAUCCACCGAUAUAGGAAUGCAUCCAACGGGACUGACCAACGUAAGCUUUAUGCCAGUUCUCCUAAUCAGGGAAGACCUAUAUAUGCUCCACAGCGGCCCUGGCAGGAUAACUUCGGGGUUAAUAGGGACCCUGCUCUAGUCCAAGGCGUUCUUCAUCGGCAGAUUUCCGCCGCACCGUACGGGAACACGAUUACUGGGCCGCACAUAUUAGCUAUCGACCCUGUGGUAGAACGCCGUCCAUAUGAGGUAUAUCCUAUAUCCCGAUCACCUCGUCAAAGAGAGGCUGUUCUCAAAGUGGUGCAGGCUCCAGAGUCUUUUGGGACCAAGCAUCUACUCCAUCAAGGUGACCCACCAAAUGCCCCUGUCUUCGUUAGUGGCCCUAAGAAGGUCCUUGGGAACAAUGGGAACCAACGUGGAUCUGGCCCUAUUCAAGGCAGACCAAACGUCAACCCACAAGACUGUGUCUUACCUUCUAUUGAACCUCCUAUAUCACCGGAAAACAAUACACUGGGUAAUAGCCCAUUAGAUCACAUUGCCGGAAGGAUGUCAGGGGAGUGCUCUAUUCGCUCAUUAACACCGCGUCGUCUCCCAUACAAGGAUAUCCAACGUCCAUUCCUUGAAGAUAAGGCGCAAGACCAACUACCUAAGAGAAGGCGUGUGGGUUGCUACGAACCUGUCAAUGUUGAUAGGGGCCUUCCUCAGAUCGCUCGUACCAGCAACCCAGCGGAUGCUUUCACAGGAGAACGGUAUAUGGCCUUGGGAUAUCCACCGGGAAAAUCGCCUGUUCAGGGUGAUAUCCAUAUUCGUAAAAGAUAUCUAGCACCGUUUGAUCCUAUUCCUCAAUCAGAGUCCCAAUUAGGCAAAGUCCAGGUGUCCAGUUUAUCUGCUACCCAUCUUGAUCUUAAACCAGGGACCCUGCUCCAGGAAGACUAUGAACCUGCAGGACACCAAUCGCUGCCCCACCAUUACACCAAUGAGAGCACGAGACCAUUUAAUGUAUCAGAGUCUCAUAAGGCUACUAGGGGCCACUUCAAUGAUCACGCUCUUAUGGCGCUUGGAAAUACCCAAUGGCGGAGGCACUAUGCUGACGAUUUCGUUCGUACUAUUGAUUCGCAAGCCCCAAUUCCAAUAGAGUAUCCGGCACAACAUCGCCUUUAUCGAGACCAUGCCCGGGAGCCCCUUACUCAGCAGGCCUAUGUUCAACUCCCACAUCGUCCUUCCUACAACACUACUAUGCCGGGUAAUGUCAGCUCAAAGCAGCCUCCUGUUCGAGAUUCACUGCAUUCACCUGUGACAGCUGCAGCCCAAUGUUAUGCUACGAUGGUUAACUCGGGCAUAAGAUACCAUGAUGCUGGCUUGGUUGAGUCUGGAUACACAGAGCGGCCAUUCCAAGAUUCGCAUAAUUUUCCACGGUAUGGUUUUGAAUACAGUAGUCUAUUUACGCAGUAA
Aspergillus pseudotamarii is the source of this 2100-nucleotide messenger RNA. Its product is annotated as DUF2293 domain-containing protein. NCBI's taxonomy places the organism in Eukaryota, Fungi, Ascomycota, Eurotiomycetes, Eurotiales, Aspergillaceae. The transcript has 5 exons. The record is from RefSeq and is a predicted model, not a curated record. The coding region runs from base 1 to 2100 and encodes 699 amino acids.